AUGUGCUCUUUGCUCAAAGGCGUUUUUUCAAAAAUUAAUCUAACAGUUCACGAACGCGUGCACACUGGAGAAAAACCAUACAAAUGUUUGGUGUGUUUAAAGUCAUUUUCUGUUAAACGCACUCUCAAAGAUCACGAACUCGUGCACACUGGAGAAAAACCUUAUAAAUGUGAUGUUUGUUUAAAGUCAUUUUAUACAAAUUCAGACCUCACAAAACAUAAACGCGUGCACACUGGAGAAAAACCUUAUAAAUGUGAUGUUUGUUUAAAGUCAUUUUAUACAAAUUCAGACCUCACAAAACAUAAACGCGUGCACACUGGAGAAAAACCUUAUAAAUGUGAUGUUUGUUUAAAGUCAUUUUAUACAAAUUCACACCUCACAAAUCACAAACGAGUGCACUCAGGAGAAAAACCCUACAAAUGUGAUGUUUGUUUAAAGUCAUUUUAUACAAAUUCACACCUCACAAAUCACAAACGAGUGCACUCAGGAGAAAAACCCUACAAAUGUGCGGUCUGCUUAAAAUCGUUUUCCUUAAACGGAAAUCUCACAAAACAUGAACGAGUACAUACUGGUGAUAAACCCUACAAAUGUACUGUAUGUUUAAAGUCAUUUUCAUAUAAAAACCUCCUUACAAUACAUGAACGAGUACAUACUGGUGAAAAACCCUACAAAUGUGCUGUAUGUUUUAAGUCGUUUACUGAUAAAUCAAGCCUCACAAAACACAACAAACGCGUACACUCUGAUUGAUUACCCUCAAAAAUAUAUUUACUCAAGUUUAUUUUCUCAAUAAUCGAAGUUUAUAAAUUUUAACUUAAAAUUAUAUAGUAAUAUAUUUUUUAUUUUAUUACUAACAUAAAAAUGUGUAUAUGUGCGUUACUUAUUUCAAUCAAUGUUUAUUGAAACAUAUUUUUAUACUUCUGGAGCAAAAUGUAUUUUUAAUUAUAUUGUUAGAUAUUGUGUUUAAUCAGUGCACGUUAAAUAUUGUAAGCUACUAGACACUAGUGUUUGUAAUGAUUAAAUAAAACU
This is a messenger RNA of Adelges cooleyi (spruce gall adelgid), 1026 nucleotides long. Its product is annotated as zinc finger protein 723-like. The coding region runs from base 1 to 747 and encodes 248 amino acids. The transcript has a single exon. Gene Ontology annotation, biological process: regulation of DNA-templated transcription. NCBI's taxonomy places the organism in Eukaryota, Metazoa, Arthropoda, Insecta, Hemiptera, Adelgidae. The record is from RefSeq and is a predicted model, not a curated record. Gene Ontology annotation, molecular function: RNA polymerase II cis-regulatory region sequence-specific DNA binding; DNA-binding transcription factor activity, RNA polymerase II-specific.